AAUUUCUGUAGGAUCCCACGGUACAGGCGGCAUCAUCAAUUUUUGAGCUGCUGGAUGCCAUAAAUACCCAAGUCUUGCAGAAGUCAAUAACUGAGAGAGAGAGCGAGAGAGAGAGACAUUGCAACCAUCAAAACAGAGCUGUGAAUUUUGUCCCCCCCAGCCAAAUCUUCCUCUAUAUGUGUACCGAAUAUUAUCUGGUCCUCUCUUAUUUUAGAUCGCAUUAAGCUUCCCUACCAACUAUCAAGCUCUCUGUCCUUUUUUUUUUUUGUUUAAUUCUUGUGCUACUGUGUUUGAUGAGGUUUUGUCCCAGUUCAGAGAUCAUAUAGCGAACAAUGGAGAAGCUCCGUGGCAAGAACAAAAAGAAGCAGAACCACAAGGUGGGUGACAACAAGAAGGUCAAAGGGACAGUAGUGUUAUUGAAGAAAAACGUGUUGGACUUCAAAGAUGUGAAAGCCUCAUUGCUUGAUCGGAUUCAUGAAUUGUUGGGCAAGUGUGUCUCCCUGCAGCUCAUCAGUUCUGCUCGUCCCGAUCCAGAGGAUGGAUUAAGAGGGGAGCUCGGAAAGGUGGCAUACUUGGAGAAAUGGAUUAGAACAAUUACGCAUUUUCCAGGGGGAGAAACUGUAUUCCCCGUUACAUUCGAGUGGGACGACUCCAUGGGUGCUCCUGGAGCUUUAAUUGUCAAAAAUCACCACCACAGCCAGUUUUAUCUUAAGACAGUAACCUUGGAAGAUGUUCCUGGGCAUGGUCGUAUGGUUUUCGUCUGCAAUUCUUGGGUUUACCCUGCACAUCGUUACAAAUACAACCGUGUGUUCUUCUCAAACAAGACCUACCUUCCAUGUCAAACCCCUGAGAUGUUAAGGAAGUACAGGGAAGGAGAGCUAGUAAAUCUGCGGGGCAAUGGAUCAGAGGAGCUCAAGGAAUGGGACAGAGUUUAUGAUUAUGCUUACUACAAUGAUUUGGGAAGUCCAGACAAAGGUCCAGACUAUGCACGCCCUGUUCUUGGUGGAUCAAAGGAGUAUCCCUAUCCCAGAAGAGGAAGAACUGGUCGAAAACCUACAAAAACUGACCCCAAUUCUGAGAGCAGAUUGCCACUUCUAAGCCUUGACAUUUAUGUUCCAAGAGAUGAGCGGUUUGGCCAUGUGAAGUUCUCGGAUUUUCUUGCCUAUGCUCUGAAGUCCCUAGUUCAGAUAUUGCUCCCAGAGCUGGCAUCUUUAUGUGAUAAAACCAUUAAUGAGUUUGACACCAUUAAAGAUGUACUUAAUCUCUAUGAACGGGGUAUUAAGCUACCAAAUGGACCUACACUUGGUAAAAUUAGAGAGUGCAUUCCUUGGGAGCUUUUGAGGGAACUCGUUCGUAAUGAUGGUGAACGAUUCCUCAAAUUUCCAAUGCCUGAUGUGAUCAAAGAGGACAGGUCUGCUUGGAGGACAGAUGAAGAGUUUGCACGAGAAAUGCUUGCUGGAGUGAACCCUGUUAUCAUCAGCCGCCUCCAAAAAUUUCCCCCAACCAGUGAGCUGGACCCUAAAGUCUAUGGGAAUCAAAAUAGUACAAUAAGAGAAGAGCACAUUGAGAAGAACCUGAAAGGGAUCACUGUAGAUCGAGCAAUAAAAAACAACGGGCUAUUCAUAUUAGAUCAUCAUGAUGCACUGAUGCCAUACCUGACUAGAAUAAACUCGACAACCACAAAAACAUAUGCCACACGAACGCUCCUUUUGCUGCAAGAUGAUGGGACAUUGAAGCCCUUGGCUAUCGAGUUAAGCUUGCCACAUCCACAAGGGGAGGCUCAUGGUGCGGUCAGCAUAGUUUUCACUCCAGCAGAGGAAGGUGUUGAAGGUUCGUUGUGGCAGCUGGCCAAAGCCUAUGCCGCUGUUAACGAUUCUGGCUACCAUCAGCUCAUUAGCCACUGGUUGAACACCCAUGCGGUAAUAGAGCCGUUUGUGAUUGCAACAAACAGACAGCUGAGUGUGGUUCACCCAAUAUAUAAGCUUUUGCAUACACAUUUCCGUGACACGAUGCAUAUAAAUGCCUUGGCACGGCAGAUCCUCAUCAAUGCUGGUGGGGUGCUUGAGAGAACAGUCUUCCCAGCCAAGUUCGCCAUGGAAAUGUCUGCUUUUGUAUAUAAGAACUGGGAGUUCACAGAACAGGCAUUACCUGCUGAUUUGCUCAAGAGAGGAAUCGCAGUUCCAGACUCAAGCUACCCCCAUGGCCUCAGACUUCUUAUAGAGGAUUAUCCCUAUGCUGUGGAUGGGCUAGAGAUCUGGUCAGCAAUUGAGAAUUGGGUUAGAGAAUACUGCUCUUUUUACUAUCCAACUGAUGACACGGUCCAAGACGAUUCUGAACUCCAAUCAUGGUGGAUGGAGAUCCGUAAUAAGGGUCAUGGUGACAAGAAAGAUGAGCCAUGGUGGCCUGAGAUGCAUACAAGGGCAGAGCUUGUCCAAGCCUGCACCAUUAUAAUUUGGGUGGCUUCUGCCCUCCAUGCAGCUGUCAAUUUUGGGCAAUACCCUUAUGCUGGCUUCCUUCCAAAUCGACCAACGGUAAGCCGCCGCUUCAUACCUGAGCCAGGCACCUCCGAGUAUGCCGAGCUUCUGUCAAACCCGGACUUAGCCUUCCUGAAAACAAUAACAGCCCAGUUCCAAACCCUCCUCGGUGUAUCACUGAUAGAAAUUUUGUCCCGGCAUUCAACUGAUGAGACUUAUCUUGGGCAGAGAGAUAAUCCAGAUUGGACCUCAGAUGCUGAACCAAUAGCAGCAUUUGAAAGGUUUAGAAACAAGCUGAUAGAAAUAGAAAACAGAAUUAUGGAAAUGAACAAUAAUAGGAGAUGGAAGAACCGGGUCGGGCCAGUCAGGGUGCCUUACACCCUGCUCUAUCCAAACACCUCAGAUUACUCUAGAAAUGGUGGCCUCACUGGAAAGGGAAUUCCUAACAGCAUCUCAAUCUAGAAUUUUUUGGUUUGAUAGUAAGAGAUUGUCAGAUAGGUUCUAGCGUCCUCAUUUUUCUUAUUGAUCUAGCAUUGUAGGCAAAGGUAGUUGUGCAUUAUCUAGAUAAAUUUACAAUCACGUGUGAUGUACCUAUUUUCUUAUGUGUGAAAUAUAUGAGCAGAUUCAAAGAAA
Juglans regia (Persian walnut) is the source of this 3107-nucleotide messenger RNA. Its product is annotated as probable linoleate 9S-lipoxygenase 5. Gene Ontology annotation, biological process: lipid oxidation. Bases 333 to 2936 code for a protein of 867 amino acids. The transcript is spliced from 9 exons. Gene Ontology annotation, molecular function: oxidoreductase activity, acting on single donors with incorporation of molecular oxygen, incorporation of two atoms of oxygen; protein binding; metal ion binding. The record is from RefSeq and is a predicted model, not a curated record. Lineage: Eukaryota; Viridiplantae; Streptophyta; Magnoliopsida; Fagales; Juglandaceae.